Cornus florida is the source of this 1578-nucleotide messenger RNA. RefSeq names its product protein LIGHT-DEPENDENT SHORT HYPOCOTYLS 4. Gene Ontology annotation, biological process: mRNA transcription; response to light stimulus. Gene Ontology annotation, cellular component: nucleus. The coding region runs from base 548 to 1102 and encodes 184 amino acids. The transcript has a single exon. Lineage: Eukaryota; Viridiplantae; Streptophyta; Magnoliopsida; Cornales; Cornaceae. The record is from RefSeq and is a predicted model, not a curated record.
UUUUUAUGUUGUCACCAUCCAUCACUUCACCUUACUGUAUCCAACCCCUCUUUCCAUUUCCACAAAUUAAAGAAAAGCCCUAACUAUAUAUCUUCAAUUCCUUCCCACUGACCAAUUACCACCUCUUUCUGAAUCACAAACAAGCUAGUAAUUACUAUAUACUACUAGUUUGCCUCCCCAUUUUUAGGAAAAUAUCUGCCAAUCUCUCUAAACAUUUUCAGAACACACACAGCCCAUAAAAGCCAACCAAACAUGAUAUAUAGAUACCCUUUCAUGGUUUUCUAGUAUUGCUCAAACAAUGCUUUAAAGCAGAAAGCAUAACGAGGUUGAGCCCUUAUCAUCCCACAUCAUCCUCUCCCUCCCUCUCUCUCUCUCUAGAAAUCCAUCUUUCUCUCUCUCCAGAAAUCCAUCAUCUUUAUAUAUUUUGGACUUCAAUCAUCUCUUUCUCACUCAUCUAUCUUUGAUGAUCUCUGAGUACUAAUAAAACUAGUACUUGAUCAGCUAAAUCAACCACAUCUGUUUUCAAGAAAAAUAUCAAACACUUUUCAUGGAUUCAAUCCCAGAAGGAGAGACCUCAACCACUGACAACACCACCACCGCCAUCAUCACCACCACCACCACCAUGACCACCACAGCUUCAUCGUCAUCGCCAACAGCAUCUACUAAUACCCUAAGCCGCUACGAGAACCAAAAGCGGCGAGACUGGAACACUUUCGGCCAGUACUUGAGAAACCACCGGCCACCACUCUCUCUCUCCCGCUGCAGUGGUGCACACGUCCUCGAAUUCCUCCGCUACCUCGAUCAAUUCGGCAAGACCAAAGUCCACACCCAACUCUGCCCCUUCUUCGGACACCCUAACCCUCCUGCCCCUUGCCCCUGCCCUCUCCGCCAAGCCUGGGGCAGCCUGGAUGCCCUCAUCGGCCGCCUCCGAGCCGCCUACGAAGAAAACGGUGGCCGCCCGGAAGCCAACCCCUUUGGAGCUCGAGCAGUGAGGCUCUAUCUACGUGAAGUCCGCGAUUCGCAGGCCAAAGCAAGAGGGAUUAGCUAUGCCAAGAAGAAGAGGAAGCAGCCUCCAGCAUUGCCACCACCAGGUGCAAAUUAGUCUGAAGCAUGCACUACUCUAUCAUAAUAAUUAAUCAACUACUCUUUUGUGAGAAUAUCGAUUCUUGCAAGUCUGUUCGGGUCUGGAGUCUAUCUGUACUUCAACCUUUUGGACAGGGCUCGAGGUCUGGUAUCUUACUUGGCGGAGAAUUUAUGUGAGAUUUGUUGGUGAAUCUCAUUUAUAUCAUGAUCUCUCUCUAUGAUCUAAACUAGCAUAAUAUUAAUUAAUACAUGUAAGCUAGCCUUUGUUUAUGUUGCUUUAGAUUUGUGGGUAUUAUUGAACUAGUGACGAUAAGUAGUAGUAAGUACCCAUUGUUGUUGCUAUAUGAAUGCCAAAAAAAAAAAAAAAAAUGGGUAGUUUUAGUAUUGUAGAAGUGGUAGUGGAUCUGCUAGUUUUAGUAAAGAUCUAUGAGACUGAACUUCCAAACUGUGUCAUAGACAUGUACUGCUACUUAAUUGGAAAGUUAUUUAUGACAA